Molecule: messenger RNA, 1575 nt
Organism: Punica granatum (pomegranate)
Lineage: Eukaryota; Viridiplantae; Streptophyta; Magnoliopsida; Myrtales; Lythraceae
Source: RefSeq, a predicted model, not a curated record
UAAAUACUAUCGGCCCUCGAUAUUCUGACGUUCGAGACUCGCCUGACAAUCUGUUCCAAUGGAUACGGAUUGUCCGCUCGCAGGCAUCCAUCCGACUAAUUUUUCAUGGUACCCUUGGGAGGCGGGACCCGGGGGUUGUUACUUUACUUGUUCAAGAAAGGGACGAGAGGGGAGACGAAGAGAGGGAAACAACAGACAUGGAAAAGAUGGUGGCUCUCGUGGACUCUCCCAUUACCUUCCCUUUUCAUCAUCAAAACUGGGCAGAGAAGGAGGAUACGAUUCAGCUUUCUUUCUCGGACGUUGGUUUUGUGUGUGGCUCUCUUUCCUUAUCCCCAAGACACUCCUAAAACCUUCACUUUUACUUCCCUCUUUCCUACUACUUGUAUAAAUUCGUUCAUGCAUUGCCUCCAACUUCCCUUUCCACUGCUCUUCGAACCAUCCCCGGAUAACGCGACCAUGUCAGAACACGAGAACGGGCCACUGGAGCACCCCCCCUGGCCCGACAUGAAGCUCCCCGAGCGUUUGCUGACUGGUGCCAUCAGAGAACUGCAUUCGAAGAUCGAGAGUCAGUGGGACCCCCUCAGGCAGUCAGCAUGCCAAACUGCCGCUGGGAGAGCCCUGUGGAAGCACGCCGUGAAUGACCCAUUGGCAGAUAUUUUAGCGGGGGAGACGUACCUGAGGAGACUCCACGAGAAGAUGAAGAAUGAUCAGAUCAACAAUGCCCGUGAAGUCUCGGGUGUGAUCCUUGCGGUGAGGACGCUGUGGUUUGAUUCGAAGAUCGAGGCCGCAGUCAGCUCCUUUGAGGAUGGAGAGGCGCAGGUUGUUCUGCUGGGUGCAGGAAUGGAUACAAGGGCAUACCGCUUAAGCUUCUUAAAAGACAGUCACAUCUUCGAGGUGGAUUUUGACGAUGUCUUGCAAGUGAAGGCUGCCCUAAUAGACGCGGCAGAAAAAGACAAGCAUUCACAGGUGAAGGCGAAAUCUCUGACGAGGUUAGCAGCAGACAUCAGAGAAGAGGACUGGCUCGAAAAGCUCAAACAAUCAGGAUAUAAUUCUGAGAGGAGCACAGUGUGGGUUCUGGAAGGAAUUCUCUACUACCUUCCCCCGUCACAUGCUAUGGAAGUGCUGAAGAUCAUAGCAGACAAGUGUACCUAUACUAAGACGGUUCUUUUGGCGGAUUUCAUGAACAAGCCAUCAACCACACUAUCCAACUCCACCUUCCAGUUCUACAGCGACUGGCCUGACCGUCUCUUGCCUUCUCUUGGGUUCUCCGAUGUAAAGCUCUCCCAAAUAGGAGACCCGGAUGCUAACUUUGGGCUGAUGAAUGAUGAUCCUCUUAACCUGUUCAACAAGCUCCGGAGUCUGCCUAGAUCAUUGCAAAUCCACCCGGAAGAUGGGACACCUUGUCGCCGACUGUACCUGGUGCAGGCUUCGGGUUCUCCCAUUCAAGUCCUUUCAUAAUGAUCAUUUACUAUAGGCAUUGAACUUCCAAAUAUAGCUUAGGUAUAGAGAAACAAUAUAUAUUCUCUUUUUGUAUUUAUAUUUAUAUAUAUAUACUUUUAAUAGGGAAUGCAAAAA